This is a messenger RNA of Prorocentrum cordatum, 588 nucleotides long. The record is from the annotation of a GenBank genome assembly. NCBI's taxonomy places the organism in Eukaryota, Dinophyceae, Prorocentrales, Prorocentraceae.
AUGUCGCCCGAGGACUCCGCCAACCUGCCCGCCAAGCGGCUCGCCGUCCCAGAUUACUACGCGCACGUGCUGAUGGAGUACAGCGACAAAGAGCUGAAGGAGGCGGUGCGCGUAGCCCAGGGCGGUGACGAGAAGGUCGGCGAUUCCGGUUCCGUCAUCGAGAGGUGGGGGAAGUACAAGGAAGUUCAGAUCCACGGGGAUAUAAGUUUCAAGACGCACGUAGAGCGUCUUGUAGUCCCAGACAGGCUGAAAGACAAGAAGUCAUGGGUCGGGAAAGUUGCGAAGGCGCACGGCUGGAAGGUGACCUGGAUGAGUGAUAUGGAGAAGGAGCUCAGGACAAGGUCUACAGGGCGCGUAAUGGACCAGGAAACCUGGCAGGACAAGCUGGAUUGCAUCAGGAGGGAUCAGGAGCAGACCUUGCAGGCGACAAAAUUCGUCACCGCGAGGGAAACGGCGGUGAAGUGGAUGUACGAGAUUGAUGACGGUUGGCAGCUUUUUGACGGGACUUUGCAGGGUCCCUUGGAGUCUCUGUUCCAGGAGUACAUGGCUUCCCCGUCGGCGACGGGAAACUGGGAGCUGAGCGCCUAG